GCUGACUCCAGUCCGUGUUUUACCACUGGAGAGACAUCUGUGGCGCGUUUGUGAAACAAAAGGAAGUCGGCCAUCAUUGCCAUUACAACCGCGGGAUUGAAUUUUAAAAUCCAAUACUGAAGCACAUGAAAUUACCAAAACAGCCUAUUCAGGAUUACUUUCACAAGAACAUAUUUCAGAUGGAAAUGACACAGAGGCCAUUUUGAGCGCUGAAAGAAAAACUCAUGCUCGCGCAGAGGGACUUCCCUCCAUUCGGGACCAUUUGGGCCCAGUUGUGGCCCUAGCGGACGAUGUACCGAGCUGGCGACAGGGACUAUCAAACCUCGGCGAGGAGGAUGGGCACCUCCCUAUUAUUCCAGUUGUCCGUCCAUGAACGAGAGUUGGACCUGGUGUUCCUGGACCAUAGUUAUGCCAAGCCAUGGAAUGCGCAUCCAGAUGCCAGCAGUGCCCGUCCCACUCGGAUGCUGUUCGUCACACCUCGGCGACAGACUGAAGCCACUGUUGAGUCUGAUAUAUCAGUGGACGUGGAGACGGUCACACCCACUGCGAUGCCCCUCUAUGACAAUGAGAAGGCACGGGGUGUGAUGAACGAGUGUGAGCGGCAUGUUCUCUUCGCCCGUACUGUUGCUGAUGGACCCCCGCCACCCGAUGACUGGGAGGAGCACAUCAACAAGACUGGGUGGUCAAUGGCCCAGAAUAAGCUCUUCAACAGGGUGCUGAAGGCUCUGCAUGUAGAGCGACUUGGCCGUCUGGCCAAUGAGAGUGCCUGCAACGAACCCGUGCUGAGGAGGAUCGCCGUGGACAAGUGUGCGAGGAAGGUGCGCCACGCGCUGGCCAGCGUCAGCUGGGACACAAAGCUGACCCAGUGGCUGCACAGCACCCUGGUGGAGUCCCUCAGCCUGGCCAUGCUGGCCGCCUACCUGGACGUGUUGCAGACCCUCAAGAGCAAGGUGCCCUCUCUCAUCGACCGGAUGCUGCUGACCUCCUCGGUGAAGACGGGGGCGGCCGGGGCUGAGGCACUCUCCCUUCUGCUUAAGCGCCCCUGGGACCCAGCAGUGGGGGUGCUGUCCCACAAUAAGCCAAGUAAACUUCCUGGAUCCCCUCUGAUCCUGAUUGCACCAUCAGGGCCAACACACCCAGCCUUCCCUACCUCACGCAGAAUGCGCUUCUGGCAGUCCCAGCUUUCCUGUCUGGGCAAGGUCAUCCCCAUAAACACCCAUGUUGUGAGCAGCGGAGCAAACAUCGGCAUCACCCAGUGUCUGGAGCAUAUGAUCGGCGCCGUCAGAGGCAAGGUCAUGGAGGUUCACAGCCAUUUUCCUCACAAGCCUAUCAUACUGGUGGGGUGGAGUGUAGGAGCCCUCAUCGCCACCCACGUGUCGCUGAUGGAGUAUCUGACUGCUGUGGUGUGCCUUGGAUUCCCACUGCAAACAGUCAACGGUCCCAGAGGGGACGUGGAUGACCCUCUGCUGGACAUGAAGACCCCAGUGCUGUUUGUAGUGGGCCAGAAUGCCCUGCAGUGCGGCACGGAGUCCAUGGAGGAGUUCCGCGAGAAGAUUCGCGCCGACAACAGCAUGGUGGUGGUCGGGGGAGCCGACGACAACCUCAGGAUCAACUCAACAAAGAUGAAGACGGAAGGGCUGACUCAGACCAUGGUGGAUCGAUGCAUUCAGGAUGAGAUUGCAGACUUCCUGACGGGCGUCCUGACGCGAGCCGAUGGUCACGGUCACGGCUCCGGGGAGAUGCGGGACCUCGACACAGAGAAGAAGAAGAGGCCACGCCGCGAACUGCCCUUUGACCUGGAGCGCACCCGCCCUUCCUCCCCAUCUGUGCGAGUGCCCAUCUCGCCCUCCGGCUCAGAGGACAUGUCCAGUGUUUGCAGCAGCCCCACCUCCAGCCCCAAGCCCAAGACCACAGGCCUGUCCCCGGCCCAGAAGUCCAGCCUGAUCACGGCCACCCAGUUGCUGAAGACCCACAUGCAGCGCUCCGGGACGGUGCUCACACACAAGCAGGCACAAGCUCAGUUUGCUGCUUUUAUGAAACAAAACAUGCUUGUGAGGAAAAGCCUUCCUCCUGGCACCCCCUCCUGUCUCUUCGUCCCCGUGUCUAGUGAGCAGUCGGAGAGUUUGGAUCGAGACGACCUCCGUCUGCAUCUGAAGCGGAGGCAGACACCCAGCCCCACGCCCACCAAAGCCUCCAAGAGGGCCAAGAUCAAAGUCACCAUUGUGUCCCAUGGCGACGCGGGGAGUGCGGCCAUCAGUUCGGCUCAGGAAGUGGGCUCGUCGGUCAAACCGCUCACCGUAACCAUGGGGCAGGGAGUGUCGGGAGCAAAGGAACUCUCUGGCCUGCUCACCGCACAAAGGUCUGGUCUGGCUGAAGUUUCCGCCGCCCUGAGCUCCAGCUCCAGUUUCCACAACAUCCAGAGCUGCUCGUCCUCAUCUGUCCAGGCCGCUGCUCCCACCACCAGCCAGGCUCCCUCUGCCAGUAGUCUGCUCCAGGGCCUGAGUUUCAGUCUGCAGGAGAUUGUGACCAAGUCUCCCAGCCUCCCCUCCACGGCGGCCAGUGUGGCCAGUGGCACACAGGUCACCGGCGGAAAGGCCCAGGUCCUGGGCCCGCUGGGCGCGGGCAGUGGCACCCUGGUACGGGCGGUCCCCGUGGUCUCCACGGGCACCGGGGUCAGCAAAACCACGGCCAUCCACCAGCUCCUCACCAACGGCGGCCUAGCCAAGCUGGCGAGUAGCCUGCCAGGCCUGGCGCAGGUCUCCAACCAGGCCGCCGCUGGGUUGAAGGCCCCCACCACCAUCACCGUGACGCUUCGAGGCCAGCCCAGCAGAGUGGCUCCUUUCGGCCAGGUGGCAGCCAUCCCACCCCCAGCCAGACCCCCUACCAACAAGCCUAGCCAGCUGAUCACUCUGUUCCUCUGCAGUGACGAACACAAGCUUUAAAGCCUGUGUCCACUAACGCUGACGCGCAAUCUACAGUGACCAAGGUCAGCGCAUUGGAUCAUCUCAUAGGACCAGCUAAAAGACGAGAGACCAGGGAUGGCUGUUCAUCUGCCAAGUCUGUUGCUAGCAUUGGCAUAUAAGCGGGCCGUGUUUGACCUUCCACUAAGACGUUCUCCCGAAGUUAUCACACUGGAUACUGGGGUGGGGGGCAUCUUGCCGCUGCUCCUUGCUGUUUAUCUCAAGACCCAAAGAAAGGCCGGUUGGUCCUGAGGCUGGCUCUUUUGACCUAGCUUAUAAAGUAUGCUUUACCAUGCUAACACCUCUAAGGGCGCCACGAAGAGGAAGCUUUACGUCGUGCCUCUGAUAACAGUGACAUUUUUUUUGUAUGUAAGCCUUUUGAAUGCAAGACCUUUUGCUGUUGCACUGUAUGACUCUCGUUACCAUGCAUUUAAUUUCGUGUUCUACUGUGUUGACUAAAACUUGACUAAUCAAUGUGAAAUCUUUGGUGGGUUCUAUUGUUCUACUCUAUGUGUAGGGUUAUCUUAUUUACUUCAGUUGAAACCCCAAGGCAAAGGAGAUGGUACGUUGACGCUUGCAUUAAGUCACUGCUACUGACCCACCUGCUGAAGGUUAAAGGAAUCAAUUAUUGAAGGAAUUAAGGGUGUUGAGCUUGAAUCGAAGCAAAGUUUUGAAAGGCACAUUGCUAGCUCAUCUUGGCCUUGUGAACUUUUCUGCGAAUCAGUCGCAUGUCCCCUGACACCAGUUACCAUGUGUUGACCUUCAAAGUGCCUCUGUAUGAAUAGUUUGGAAUACCCUGUUACAUGACAAAUAAUCCAAAUAACCAUUCUGUAUUUUUGUGUUUUUAUUGCUAGUUGGACUUAAAUGCUUUUUGUCACAAUGACCUGGCAAGUCUACUUAUGAAACAGCCUGUCUAGUUAUGAAACAGCCUGCUUAUGCUUAAAUUGUAUCAUUAAUAUGAUGGUUCGACUUCAGUGACACACAACUUCAAAUUAAAAUCCACCUAUACAGCAGUAAAGAUCAAAGAAUUAAAUUUAGUUAGUUGAUCAAGUGGAUGCGUUAAAGAUUUGAGUGUCAAAUAACCUUUUUAUUGCAUUAGUUCUUACAACAGCGCAUUCUGAUUUUUUUUUAAGAAAACAGGUGCAGUCUUAAUUAGCUCUGAAAGUUAAAAGUAAAUACACGUAUUUGAUCGUCAUACAAAGUCUGUAUUGGACUUUAAAGGCCAGAAAUGCUUUGGGCUGUACUCUUAUGUCUUACAAUCGCAAAGUAUGCAUUGGAUUUGAAAGGGCAGAAAUGCUUCGGGCUAUGCUCACCACUAUACAAUCGCAACAUAAUCAAACAACCCACUCUACACAUUAAUAAUGCAUGUAGCUGUCAGGCUGCAUAAUAAGCCGUGGGAACAUAACACUUCAUGCUCUAAUUAGUUUUUCUGUUGUUGCAAAAUUCUAAAACAAAAAUCCACCUGCAAACACAUCACAAAAUACUGAGGGCACAGUGAUGGCUAAACCCUCCACUGUCACUCUGUGUCCCCUCUGCGAGUUCGAUUUGUAUACCACAGGUUAAGCCUUGUGCUGGCUUUGUAUCUUUCCACAGAAUUAAUUUACCACUCUGCUUAGUGUCAUGUUUUUGUUUGUUUGUUUGGGCCUCAAGAGACAGUAAUAAAAGCAAGUGUUAUGAAUAUUGCAGUUGAAUGCACAAGGAUUUAUGUUCAUGUUAUUAACUGUGUUCACUGCAAAACAUGUGAAAUUGGCAAUAAAAAAAAUAUUUUAAAGAUUCAAA
Molecule: messenger RNA, 4739 nt
Organism: Clupea harengus (Atlantic herring)
Lineage: Eukaryota; Metazoa; Chordata; Actinopteri; Clupeiformes; Clupeidae
Gene: kansl3
Product: KAT8 regulatory NSL complex subunit 3
Biological process (GO): positive regulation of transcription by RNA polymerase II
Cellular component (GO): NSL complex
Source: RefSeq, a predicted model, not a curated record